Nicotiana tabacum (common tobacco) is the source of this 1113-nucleotide messenger RNA. The record is from RefSeq and is a predicted model, not a curated record. Lineage: Eukaryota; Viridiplantae; Streptophyta; Magnoliopsida; Solanales; Solanaceae.
AUGGCUGUGGAGCCUGUGGUUGAGGGGGAAGGAAACAAUGAAGAAGAGAAGAGUGAGAAUGAAGGAGAAUCUAGAGAUGAGACGGAGAGUGUUACAGAUGAUAAAACAGUUGAACAGACUAAUGAUUCUGUAGAAAACGAAAAUUAUAGUGAAGAAGAAGAGGACUUUGAAAGUGGGGGUGAGGAUCAAGCAAAGGUGACUGAGAGUGAAGGAGGUGAUGAAGAGAGUGAGGAAGAAGAAGGGAAUGCGAGUGAGGAAUCUGAAGGUUCCACGACAAUUGGAAACACUGUCAUAGCUCCUUCACAAGAAACUGGUGCGGAGACAAGGAAAGAAGUGGCUCCUCCUACCAGAACUUCUCUCACAAGGAGUAAAAGAAAGUUUGUUGAUGCACAAAUCAUUAAGGAGUCUAGAAGUGCAAAUAAGCCAAAGAAGAAGGUCUCAAUUGUGGAACACAAUGUUGAGGUGGAUGGAGAAGAUGAGACUGACUCUGCCUUGCAAGCUAAGUCUGCUACACCAAAGAGGAAGGGUGACAAAGUCACCACACCUGCUACCUCUUCUGCAAGGGCCAGUAGGGGUAAGACAAGAAAGAAUGUGCCAGCUGCAGUUGAUCGACUCACAGAGUUCAGGAACAGAAAAGUGUUAAAUGGGAAGAUUCUUGGAGACAGUGAUAAGAAGAGGAUGGCUCAACUGGUUGAAAAACUUGAGCUACAGGAGUUGAAGCACAUGUUUAUCAAAGCUUUUCCCCCAGUAUGUGUUCCUGCUAUGGUGGAGUUCUAUACAAACUUUAAAUUUGAUGGGAAUGUAGUCAAGAGUAAAGUAGGGGGCUUUGAGAUGGAAUUUGAUACUGAGGAACUGGGGAUGUUUUUGAAUAUUUCUUCCUUGGGAUUUGACAAUUACUUGAAGAAUAGGUGGCCAACUAUAGACAAUGAUGUUGACACUGCAUUGUGGUCUGAGAUAAGGCAUGAAGCUACUCUACUGGACAUGGAAGUGAUGGAGCUUCUUAACACUGGUAGACCUAUCAAUCUUCCUAGUCUAAUGAUUCAGCACAUGGCAAGAGCUGCAAAUGCUUCCAAACCCAAGCAUGAUAUGCCUUAUGGUUUCAUAGCUGUUUGA